Molecule: messenger RNA, 1707 nt
Organism: Xenopus laevis (African clawed frog)
Lineage: Eukaryota; Metazoa; Chordata; Amphibia; Anura; Pipidae
Gene: fkbp7.L
Product: FKBP prolyl isomerase 7 L homeolog
Cellular component (GO): endoplasmic reticulum
Molecular function (GO): calcium ion binding; peptidyl-prolyl cis-trans isomerase activity; isomerase activity
Source: RefSeq, marked provisional
AGACUGCCACGUGUAUAGUGACUGUAGUCAGGGGAUCAAGGAGUUUAGGCACAUUCUGUUGUUUAGCUAGGAAAAACAAACCAGGAGCUAUGCGUUUCUUCAUAACAUUCCUUUGCUUUAUUCAAGCGUUUAUCCUCCUUACUGUUUUCAGUGAAGAACAAAAGACAGAAAAUGAAGAGGAACAAGUUAAAAUCGAAGUGCUGCACCUACCCAGUGAAUGCAGUCAAAAGAGCAAGAGAGGAGACCUUGUCAAUGCGCAUUAUGAUGCUUACCUAGCACAAAAUAUGACCAAAUUAUCCUGCAGUCGUGCAACAAAAGAUGGUCACCCAAAAUGGUUUGUUCUUGGCGUUGGACAAGUUAUUAAAGGCCUUGAUAUAGCGCUAAUGGGCAUGUGCAGUGGAGAAAAAAGAAAAGCAAUCAUACCCCCUUCACUGGCAUAUGGAGAAGCAGGACAUGAUAAAAUCCCACCUAAUGCAACACUGAUGUUUGAAAUUGAACUUUAUGGGAUUAACAGAGGCCCACGAAGCGCGGAGGCAUUUUAUCAAAUAGAUCUGAACAAUGACAAGCAGCUAUCGAAAGACGAGAUUAGCCACUAUUUAACAGAAGAAUUUAAGAAAGAUGGGAAACAAAGAGACCCAUCUGUCCAUGGCACAAUCUUAACAGAUAUAUUCCACAAGAAUGACCGUGAUGAGGACGGCUUCAUAUCUGCAAAAGAAUACAAUGUGUACGGACAUGAUGAGCUAUAGUGAAUUGUUCUUUUAUUUUUUGAAGCCCUACAUGUCAGCAUUUCUGAACCUGUGCACAUUGUAGAAAGUAUUUAUCAGCAAGUGCCUUAUGCCAUGCUGGAAAAUUAUUAUCUGCUACUUAUACUGGGCUAGAAAUAGCUUUCAUUGUUUUCUUUGGAGCAGGUAGUUCACAGAAAUCAGUGAGCCCCCUAGCUCUCCAGCCACAAAUAGAAGUUACUUAUCUCCAUGUUUUAACAUAAGGCUUAAAGGAGAAACAUCAAUAAGAAUUAGGAAUGAUCCCAGUCAAUUGAAUUGGGAAAUUUUUCACAUUUUGUCUUGUGACCUCUGGUCAUCAGUGGGUUUCAGAGAAGUGUAUCAGUAACUUCAUAGCAACCAAACUAUAAUUUCGGGAAAACUGACUUGCAUUGCAAAUGUUGCCAUGGGAACUGCUGACAUAUCCAAGGCAAAGGUUUCUUUGUCAUCAUAGCAACCAUCACAACACUCAUCAUUCUGAUUUCUUAUAGACUGUGUGCAGAAAAAUUAUAUGUGGUUACCAGAUGCACAGAUGUCAAAUGCUGAAAUACAAAAAAACUGCAUACAGAAUGUUAUGUAAUCUACAAUAUUUGUUGUACCUUAAUUGCCAUCCAACUUCAAAUAAAAAAAAAAGUUAACCAAUAGUAACUAACCAAUAGGAUGUAUGCUUCUAAACAGGUAUCCCAGCACAUGCUACCUGCUGAUUGGUUGCUAUAGGUUACGACCUGUAGCAAACUUUGCACCCUCUAUUACAUAUCCCCCAUAGGAAUCUGUUUUUAUGUCUUGCACUAAACAGGAAAAGAAUUAAACUCAAACAAGCAAUUAUGGCAGGAGCAAGAUUACCUAUAGUCAUGAUGGGGUUAUCACAAAAAUAACUGACAUACGUUUCCAGUCUGUGUGCUGCUGUGAAAAAUAGAAAACCUAAUAAAAUUCAUUUCCUUAACAAAAA